Triticum dicoccoides is the source of this 1712-nucleotide messenger RNA. RefSeq lists its product as uncharacterized. The coding region runs from base 1 to 1461 and encodes 486 amino acids. The record is from RefSeq and is a predicted model, not a curated record. The transcript has 3 exons. NCBI's taxonomy places the organism in Eukaryota, Viridiplantae, Streptophyta, Magnoliopsida, Poales, Poaceae.
AUGCGGAUCCGCAGGUGCGCCUCCCGCCUGCUUGGCUCCGCCGCAGCCGCACCCGCCAUCAGCUGCUCCUCCGCUGAGCCGCCGCGAUUCGAGCUGCCCCCGCUCGCGCCGCCGGCCCCGGCCCACGAAUCCCGGCCCGGCUUCGUGGCGCCCGAGGCCUCCUCCUGCGGGGAGCCCUGCUGCGAGCUCAGCCGGUCGCCGUGGGACCUCAUGGACCAGCUCGACCUCUCGGAUCCCCAGGUGGAGAAGCUGUUCGAGGAGACUCACUUCCGAAGGAGACCAGCUUUUCUACUCUCGGGUGUAGUUUGCGCACUGUUUGAGCAUUGUUUGAGCAUUGAUUUUGUUUUUUUUUUUGUGAGAGCUCCUUGGAUGUUGUUUUUAGCUGAAACUUUGCAAAAAGUUCAAACACUUGAUGAAGCUUGUUGUCUCAAGGAUUUCAGAUUUUUUGGACCUUGUUUUAUCACAUUUUUCAAAGUUUUGCAAACUCGGGUGUACCUACACCUGAGAGUAGCCACAACUUUCCCCUUCCGAAGUGUCACCUGGCGAUCUAGCUGGCUAUUCCUACCCAGCAUGCCUGCAUUCGGCUCUAUCAAGGAGGACCAGGCGCAGGAGGACAUGUCCGAUGAGGUUGAACUGCACAUUGCUGCAAAAAAGACAGCCAGAGAGAAGAAUGAGCGCAAGCUGAAGAAAAAUAAGGGGGUGAAACUGAAGAAAGGAGUCUGGACGUGCAGGAAGAACGACGGCAAGGGUUGGUUCUGCCGGCGGCUCACGAGAGAGCCCAACUCAUACUGCUCGUACCACUCGGAUCAGAAGCUGAAGCCCCCCGGCAGCGAGAAGCCACAUAGGAAGAGAGCCCCGGUCAACGUCGGCGAGGAGUUCUACUACUAUGCGGGGUUCGGCCCCGGCACCAAGAGGUGCCGCACGUCAAGCAGCGACAGCGUGCCGGAACCUCCACUGCCUGCUGAACCACUGAAGGAGGAGGCACCGUCCGAAAUGCAACUUGAUUUUAGUGCAGGCCAGGCACAAGCGAACAAAUCAGACCAUCAAGCGGUGCUCCCACCAUCAGCACAUGUCGCCGACGAGCCUACUCUCAACGAUGGCACUGCUAGGAUCCGCAGUGAUGGUGACGUGCCGGAACCUCCACUGCCUGCUGAACCACCGGAAGAGGAGACGUUGAAAGAGGAAGCACCACCCGAAAUGCAACUUAAUUUCAGUGCAGGUCAGGCACAAGCUGAUGGCUCAGACUAUCAAGCAGCGCUAGUAUCAGUAAGUGUAGUCAACAAGCCUACGCGCAACAACGGCACCGCUUGCAUCGCGGGCUGGGAUGAGGAGAGCAGCAACGACGACAUGCUUGGCCGCAAUGGCGAACAACCCCGCGACAUCACCAAGAGGAAGAGCCCGUUGAAGAAGAGGUGGAGAAAGCCUGUGAAAGCCCGGUCGCUCAAGUCACUAAUGUUGUAGUGCCUGGGUCUCGCUGGCUUCGGAUUACCUAGCUGGGCUCCAUCGGCGGUUUAUUAUAGUUUGCUCAGCCUAGUCUUCUCCUGUUUUGGUGCGGAGUUACCGUACAAUGUACAAACUGUCUGAAUUUUUUGGUGUGCUGUUUUAACUGUCAGUGCAUCGCUGGCUGAUGUAAGAACUGCAUAAACUGGUUUCUUAAAAGGUGUCUUGUCAUCGUGAUGGAUGAGAUGCAGCAGUCAUUGUUUAGUUGCGGA